UGGAAAUUAGUCGGGCAAGCAUUGAAAAGCGAAAACACUUGGACGCUGGGCGGGAUGCACUCCUCGCACAUCAUCAGAUCGUGCGUUUUUAGGUCAAGCCGCAGUUGUCACUGACACUCUGACACACAAACACCCACGCAGUGCAUCUGUAUCCAGUGGAUGCGUUUCGGGCUAAAGAUUCCCAUUGUUAUCUCUGCAAGACAAUUUGCCAAUUUAGAGCUUAACGCAAUCAAAGCGAUUUAUUGAAUGCACUGCGAGAUAAUCUGGGGGCUUGUAUUUUAGCCUAGGUAUAUUUGAAAAUUAUGGUUAUCCUUUUUUAGGUAAUUAAGUAGCCAGAUUCCUCUGGGACGUCCAAAAAUAAUUCUUAAAUAGUGUCUUAAAAUAUAUUGUUUGUUUUUUAAGAGUUACCCACACUGCCGAGUAACCCGCACAUUUUUCCAUGUCACCAGAUCACUCCCGAGUGCCGCCUCCCACUUUCAGAAGAAAACAAAAACUGCGUGCGAGGCUUUAAAAACCCAGAUUUCGGGCGCUACACAUCCAGUGCCGUAGAAAUAAUUCCGCAGCAAAGUGCCCAGUACCAGUACUCGCAGUUGCCGCGGAGGGAAGCGCUCUAGAAUCUGUCCAGCCCAAAGGAUUAGCAGUGGUCCCAGCACAUCACCCACAUUCCUCUGUCACCCAACAUGGCCAGUCACUUGCCCAAAGGAGGUGCCCUCGUCCUGGUGCUCAAUCUUCUCCUGCUUUCGCAAUGGGAGACCGAGUCCAAGCUGCUGACCCGUUGCCAGUUGGCCAAGGAGCUGUUGCGCCACGACUUUCCCCGCAGUUACCUGUCCAAUUGGGUUUGUCUGGUGGAAGCGGAGAGCGGUCGCAGUACAUCCAAAUCUAUGCAACUGCCCAACCAAAGCGUCAGCUAUGGGCUCUUUCAGAUCAACAGCAAAAACUGGUGUCGCAAAGGGCGUCGCGGUGGCAUCUGCAACAUCAAAUGCGAAGAGUUCCUGAAUGAUGAGAUCUCGGAUGACUCACGCUGCGCCAUGCAGAUCUUCAACCGCCACGGAUUCCAGGCCUGGCCCGGAUGGAUGAGCAAAUGUCGUGGGCGCACGCUGCCCGACGUCUCGCGCUGCUAGGACUGCUCUUCGACUCGCU
Messenger RNA from Drosophila rhopaloa, 1140 nucleotides. Its product is annotated as lysozyme. Bases 681 to 1121 code for a protein of 146 amino acids. Lineage: Eukaryota; Metazoa; Arthropoda; Insecta; Diptera; Drosophilidae. The record is from RefSeq and is a predicted model, not a curated record. The transcript is spliced from 4 exons.